GUCUGCGGGUGGCCUUUCUGUGCUGGAGAGCCUCUUUUACACUCACUGACGAUUGCUUGUCACUCUUUUAGGCCGCAACCCCAAUCGAUCGGAGCCGAGAAAACCGUCCGUUAUCACCGCUGUGUACCGUGGAGAUUAAAGUGCUGAGAGGUAGUGAAGGAACCUGCCACGGCGAUAAAUAUCGCGGAACAUCGGUGAUUGCACCUGUAGAAACAAGGGGAUAAAUCGUCCAGUCUGAUCCCCCGUGAUUGAAUUAUUAACAUCAUCCUGUGCAUUUUUUUGUUAAUUUUGGACGUCUUGCUCAUUUUGGAUUUUUGCUAUUCCUGGAUAUUUACUAUCUUGGACUUUAGCUCACCUUAGAUUUUCGAAGUAAGAAAUAACGUUUUGCUCAAUCGAGCCGGAAAACGCCGCUGAAUUUUGCACCCGCCUUUGGCGAGGGCUGGUCUCGCUUCAGUCGUGCAAAAUGAAGAAAAUACUAAAAAUUACAAGAAGAAAGGAAAAACUGUCUUUCAGAGCUAGUGACACUUCAAGUGAAAUACGUGCAGGUUAUGAACUGAAAGAGAAAGAUUUGGGAAAGCUACACAAAGCUGCAUCAACUGGGGAUUUGACCAAACUUCGGCAGCUCAUUAAGAAAAAGAACGUUAAUCAACUGGAUAAACAAAAUAGAGCACCAUUGCACCUUGCAUGUGCAAAUGGACACACUGAUGCAGUUACUUUGCUUGUUGAAAAUAAUUCAAAACUUAACAUUUGUGACAAUGAAAACCGCUCUCCUUUGAUGAAGGCAGUGCAGUGUGAACAGGAGCGUUGUGUAGUUAUCUUACUAAGCCACGAUGCUGAUCCUAAUCUGGUGGACAUUAAUGGAUAUACUGCUCUGCAUCUUGCUGUCCUGAUCCCCAACAUCUCUUUGGCGAUGCAUUUGCUGGAGUAUGGGGCACACAUAGAUGCUCAAGAUAAGAGUGGAUAUACUCCUUUGCUGUUAGCAGCUACUAGGAGCCACCAAAAAAUGGCAAAAUGUCUUCUUAAAAAGGGUGCUGAUGUGAAUGCAAAGGACAAAACUGGGAGAACUACCCUAAUGAUCGCUGCAAGCAGUGGACAAAUUACCUUAAUUAAGCUGCUUCUACAUUAUGGUACAGACGCUUCUUUAAAAGAUGAUAAUGGAUGGACAGCUGAUGAUUAUGCACUUAUGAAUGGACAACACGCUUGUUCUCAUCUAAUCACUGAACAUCAUACAAAAAAGAGACAUCAAUCAUCACACUUCGAAUCAGGAGCGAUGAAAGAAAUGCCCAGUAGAUCAGACCAUUCUGCUGAAGUAAACUUUGGAUUUGGAGGACCAGCCAUGAAUAAAGAGAGAGGUGGAUACAAAGUCUUUAGAAGAGAGGCAAAGCAGCAUCAACUUCAUGGACCCUAUGCAGAUUACAGAGGAGGAGGUGUUAGCUGUCUUGAGACAAAUCAGGUGAUGGAUGAUAUUUCUCAGAUAGAAUCUUUCAGUGGGGAGUCAAAGAGUGCUGCAGAUUCCUGGUUGUCUUCAAAUGAAGAAGAUGAUGUGCCAUGUUCUUCCAAGGCAAUCCAGAAGUUUAAUUUGACCAAGUUGCUAAGUUCUUCACAGCAAAACAAGGAAAACUUUACUGAAGAGGCUACACCUGGCCAAACCCAUCUCAUGGACAAUUUGCAACCAGUUAAAUCGGAUGAAGUUAUGGUGGAAAAGUUAGAAAAUGACCAUCAAGAUGAAGAUGAAACAUUCGAGAGUAGUGGUUCAUUAGUCCAGUCCAGGAAUUGUUCUCCUGUAACUGUUGGCUGUUCAUUCAGUUUUCCUGUAGAAAAUCGUUUAAAUUCUACUCCAUCAAAAGACAAGGAGAACAUGUUCUUGGAAGAGGAGGAGCCUUUGAGAGCUUCUUCCAAAGGGUCAGAACUUGAAGCAGUGCAAACUUCUGAUUUUAGUGGAACUUCUGCUUCUGCAUUUCAAGAACAAAAGGCUUCAUGCAAAAAAAAUAGAAGAGACCUACUGUUAGAGCUGGGUUUGGAAGAGUCGGAGGUGGAAGCAAACACGGAAUCUCUUAAGGAUUCUAAGUCCAUCUCAGAAGGCUCAAGGGACAAAUCUAUUGCUUCAUCUGGUAUCCUGGGCCAAAGGAAUAAGAUGAACCAGAAUGAAGUAGAUGACUCAAACUGGGACUCUGAAAGUGCUUCUGUCAAAACGCCAAAAAUGAACCACCAAACUGUUUCCCAAGGGGAGACGUCUCCAAUUGAGGAUGGAGGUAAUGAAAAUAGAAAGAAUUAUGAAGGGAAAAAUGAGAAAGCAGAGGAAAUGAACCUGAAUGAGGAGCCCAAUAUGACCAAUAGUGACAGCACUGCUGAGAUGGUGCGGGUAGAGGAGAAUCAAAGAAAGACCGUGAAUGGACAAUAUGUCAAAGUCCAGACAAAAGAGGACACAAAAACAUUACAUUGGAGAAUUGUAACAGCUGAGCUGGAACAAAGGAUCCAAGAAAUUUGGCGCAAUAAAAAUGACACUCUGGAAUAUGCAGAAAAUUAUUCUGGAAGCUGCUCAAGUAGUGAAUGUAAUGAAGAUAUUGCAAUUACUCCUUUUGGAAAUAACAAAAUUACUGCUUUAGAGGAAGAAUUAGAAGAAGAGAGCAUAAGUAAUGAUGAUGACCAUGAUGUGCUUGAUCUUCUUAAUGAGCCAGAAGAAGCAGCAGGUUUUACUGUGGAGCCAAGAGAUGAUCAGCAAACACUCAAAAUAUGCAAGUCCAAGCCAGCGGAAAAUAAUGGUGAUAACAGAUUGGCACACACUUGUGUACUUAAGGAAAAACAGGAGUUAAACUGGGAAGCAGUUAAGGAAUGUAUUGUAAAGAAAGAAGGAAAUAAUGAUGCUGGUUACCUUUCUAACAAUGACAGUGAUUUUCAUAAAGUAGAAUCUAGGACUGAUAACAAUGGACCUUCUGAUAAAAAAUCUGCUUCGUUUGGAGAAGCUCCUACAGAAUUGGUAGACUUUUCAUCUAUCAGAAAUGAAAGUCUGAUGUCCAACUGUUUCCCCAAUCCUGACGCAAGACGUUUUGAAUCACCAGAUUUGAAACACUGUCGAAAAACUGUCCAUCUGCCCUCUGUGGUGGCUGCUAAAUCUUACUUGGAUGAAGAAUUAGAGGAAGAAGAACAACAGUUUAAGAAUGAAGUAGGAAUGCUGAAAGUCGAGUUCCUGGCUUUGGAGAAAAAAAAAGUACAGCUGGAGAAAGAGGUUAUAGUAGCAAAAGAAAAUAUGCAGCAACAUAACGUAACACCCUACUUUAUGACGGGUAUGCACAAGGUUGCACCAGCAGAACCCAUUCUAAACAAAGGCAAAACAGAAGGGCCUCUUUUAGAAGGGAGUAACUUGGGCUCAAAUGAGGAGAAAUAUGAAAAUCAACAUAAUCAAGAGAGGCCAAUCAAACAACAUCAGUUAUCUGCAAUGAAUACCUUAUCUGCCUUUGAAGAUAGUUCUGCAAGUGAGAUAUCCCUAGAUGAAAAAGCUUGCAAACCCUCUUCAAAUGAAAUGCACAUGAAAGCAGUGAAUAUUUCUGAUGACCUGAGUAAUCUCACACAGUUGUUUGACAGCAGUGAAAGCGAUUCAGAAUCUUCUGAUCUCAUGUACAAGAUUAAGGCGCAAUUACUCCAAAUUGAUGUGGAGACGAUAGACUCAGUAAGUUUACUGAAAAUCCAAAAUAUGGUUCAAGAAUAUGAAAGAGGAUUGAAACGAGAAAGGAAGCGUUAUGCCUUGCUCGCAGAGAAAGCGAAAUAUCUAGCAAAUGAGCGGAAAGAACUGAAUCGAAUAUUGAAGGAAGCUAGAGAUAUGAAAUUGACACUAGAGUGUAAAAUAGUGGAGAAGGAUUUUGAAUUUAAAUGCCACAAUUUCAGGAUGAAACAAGAGGAAGAGAAACGGAAAACUGCAGAAAUGUUGUUAGCAAAGAGCUGUGAACAUCUUCAGGAAAAGGAAUCCCAGUAUUGUGAAGAAAUCCAAGAAAAACAUAAGGUUGAACUAAUGUUAAGAAACCUGGAGAUAGAAAGGGACACAGUGAUCACCGAUCUGAAAAAGCUGAGUGAAGAAAACAAAGAGUUACAAAUCCAAUUAAACCAGGAGAAAGCAAAAUGUGAAGAAAUUCUGAACAGGCAUCUGCACAAUCAGCAAACAAUGGCUAAAAAAAAUAAUACGGCUGUACAAGAAAUAGAGCCUCUUGCUCAAUGCGACAGUCACCAUGAUGAAGAAGCAUUGAAGGAACACAAUUUUACACUACAGCAGGAGGUUACUGUGCUCAAGCGUGAAUUGAAUUAUUUGCGUGAGCGCAAUCAAGAGGAACAGGAAAAGUAUAUGGAACAGAUUGAGACUUUAAAAGUAAAGCUUGAAGAUACAAAGAAGGAUUUAAGAAGUAGUGAAAAUAAUCUAACUCAAACAAAUUUACAGUAUAAUAGUCAGCUGAAUGCCAUGAAAAGUGAAGUUUUAUUGCUGACUUCCAAACUUGAACUUCUUGAGGCACAAAGAAAAGAUCAACAGAGUGAGAAGGAAUCUAUUCUUUCACAUUUGAAUGCAACAAUUCAAGAAUUGGAAUGUAGUCAGAAGGCCAACUGUGAAUUUGAACAAAUUCUUCAAAAGGAACGUGAUGAAUGGGUUCAUUUAGAUGAAAAAAGAAAUAAUAAAAUUUCUAAUCUUUGUGCAAUCAAUAAGAAAAUGUCAGAGAAAUUAACUAAGGAGGAAGGAAAAGCUAAUGAUUUAGACAAGAAACUUCAUCAUGCUAAACUUUCUCUUGCUGAAAAAAACUGUAUGCUUGAAAGUGUUCAGAAAGAGCUGAAGCAAUUUCAGGAGCAUGUAACUGAUCUAGAACAAACAAAUAAAGUGGAAAAAGAACAGUUAAGCAAACACGAAGUUCGUCAGGUAUCUUUACAAGAGAGACUAGCUCAAGCUCAUAGUGAAAUUACACUGUUACAUCAACAGCUCGAAGAUGCACAAAACAAAGUUAUAAUGAAGGAAAAGGUGGUUACUGAUGUUCAGGACAAAUUCAAUAAUAUGUUCGCUACACUGCGAGAAGAUAGUGAGCGCAGGAUCAGUGUGUUGGAGAAAAGAAAUGAGGAGUUGUUGAACAAGAACAUGGAACAAAAUGAACAAAAAUGCAAAUAUGAAAAUGAAAUAGAUGUAAAAGAGGCUUCAUUGAGGCAGCUUCAACAGGAUCUCGCUGAUUCGCUGAAAAAACUUUCUAUGUCAGAGGCCUCUUUGGAAGUGGUCACACGUUCUCGCAAUGAAAUAGAGGGUGAGAAAAAUCACUUACAGAAACAAUUGCAUAAAUUGAAAAUUAAGUUACAGGAGAACCAAGACAAAAACAUGCAAUCAGAAAGGAAAAUUCAGCAGUUGGAGAAUGCUUUGAAAGAGAAAGAAUAUCAGAUUGCAACUUCCCAGAAAAUUCAAGAAGCUUUUUCAACCUCCUCACAAAGGAAUGAGGCUACAAAACAUCUUGAAGAACAGAUUCUGCGGCUAGAGAUAGAGAAUGCAAAAUUAGAAGCUGCUGCAAAAGAGCAAACAAACAAAUCUGAGUUACUGGAGAAGGAACUUAAAGAGUCCCAGUCAGUUCAUGCUCGUCUGGAAGACUUAAUAACAAAUUUGCAAGGGUUAAGGGUUAACUUGGAAGAUCAACUCAGUCAAGAGCAACAAAAUGCAAAAGAUUCACAUCAACAGUUGGAGGGAGAACUAAAAUCUCGAUCUAAGCUUGGCCUUCGACUUGCUCAGUUGGAAAAAGUUAAAAAAGAGCUAUCAGACCAGGUUGAACUUGAAAAGAAACGAGUAAAGAAGCUUGUAAAGAAUAACCAAUCAGUUGAAACUAGACUGGAUCAAGAAAUAGAAAGAAACAAUGAACUCCAAAGAGAAUUAUACCGAAUGAGAACACUCUUGAAGACUGCCAAGAAGAAGCUGAAACAAAAUGAAGUUCGACUGGUUGACUCCCAUAUCAACGGAAGUGAAGAACUGGACCAUGAGCAAAAUGAAACGGCAGACAUUGUUAGCACACUAAAGAGGAAGAUUUAUGAAUUGUCCAGCCAACUUGAAAGAGAAUCUGCAAAGUGCAAGCAUUUGGAAUCGACAAAUGAAGAACAAAUCAAGGCAAUGCAUUUUCUACAAAAGAGUCAUGAUCAUCUCGAGCAAAGGAAACAGCAGCUAGAGGAAGAAAUGUUGCACCUGAAGACUCAGGCUGAAACUCAAAGGAGAGACAGCAGUUACUUGGAAAGCUACAAGAAGAAAAUGGAGAAACAAGCUCGGAAGGAAGUAACACAAAAACUGGAAGAAGUUAAUACAUUUUUGAAAAUCCUUCAAGCCUCCAGUGAAACUUUGGAGGAAAUGAAAGCUUCAAAUGAAUUUGCAUCUAGAAAUGAACUGGAACAGAGAAGCAGAGACCUAGAAUGGGAGCUGAAUAAGCUUAGAACUUCACAACAAGAGACUCUGAGACUUAAAGAAUCUGCAGAGAAGGAAAUUGAAAGAAACAAAGAAUUGUAUUCACUACAAUCUAAACCAUGUAAAUCCAUUGCAGCACAACUUAAUGGAUCAAAUGAAAGGUUGGCAGAAGCCACAAGUGGGCUGAUUAAAGAACGUUUUCGUUCAAAAUCAUUGAUUGGUGAUUGCAAUGAAAAUAAAAGUUUAACCACAACAUGUGUGCAGAAUGGGAGCCAUCUACAAAGUAGAUUGGGUGAUGACAGUGAUUUGGAAAUUUCCCACAAAGGUAUAGGAAGUAACUUAAAUCCAGAAGUGGAUGAACUGUCUCCUUACAGAAGAGUAGAUUCAUUCCCCUCUAAGAUUCAUCAAACCUCUAAUGAAACUUUGGAGGAUGCAAAAGCUUCAAAUGAGUUUGCAUCUGGAAAUGAACUGGAACAGAGAAAUAGAGACCUAGAAUGGAAGCUGAAUGAGGAUGGAACUUCCCAACAAGGGAGUCUGAAUCUUAAAGAAUCUGCAGAGAAGGAAAUUGAAAGAAACAAAGAGUUGCAUUCACAGCAAUCUAAACCAUGUAAAUCCAUUGCAGCACAGCUUAAUGGAUCCGAUGAAAGGUUAGCAGAAGGCACAACUGAGCUGCUCAGAGGACACUUUUGUUCAAAAUCAUUGAUUGGUGAUAGCAUUAAAAAUGGAAAUUUAACCACAACAUGGGCUCAGAAUGGGAGCCAUCUGCAAAGUAGAUUGGGUAAUGGCAGUGACUUGAGAAUUUCCCACAAAGGUAUAGGAAGUAACUUAAAUCGAGAAGAGGAUGAACUGCUUCCCAGCAGAAAAGUAGAGUCAUACCUUUCUGAGAUGCGGGAUGAAUUGAGGAAAAGUAUUAACAAAGAACUUGCUCAAGCCUAUGCUGAUUUGGAUGUGUGUUCACAUAUCUCACCUAUGGGAUCUACUAGUUUCUCCCUGACAAAUUCAAACCAAAUUCAGGAUCCUCUAACUACAAGCAUAGCACAGUACCGGAAGGUUUUAAAGGACAAUUACCUGAUUUGAAUCGCACCAUAUAUUUAAUAUUAAGAUCCUGUAUAAAGCAGGUCAGAAUUACAUAUUGUAUGUAUUCAUCCAAUAAUAGUUUAAUAUAAUCAAUACAUUAGUUAGUUGAUUAAAAUGUUAACUUUUAUAUUUCUGCAAUUUUUUGCUCAGGAAUAUUUUUGUGUAAAUUACUCUACAGGACUUAUUUUUAUUGUUGCAGAUGAUGCAAUGCCAAUACUGACAGAACUAUUUCUUAUAACUAUUAACAUUCAUUAUUUGAAUAAGAAACAUUUUAUCAAAGUACAUCUUAAAUCACAAACUGUUCCAAAACUGAGUUUGUAAAUAAUACCUUGGUAAAAUUGCCAUAUGCUUGAUGUUUAUUCCAUUGUCAUACUGUAUUUAUUCUACACUAGUUUACCUUGUGAAAUAAUGCCAAGAUUUUAAGAACUUGUUUUGGUACAUGGUACAAAGGCAUUGCAAUGUACAAGUUUUCUUGUAUGAUACAAGAAUUCAUUUAGUGUAGGAAGUUUAAUAUUUUGAGCAUGUAUUAUCACAAUAAUACUAUAAACAACCCAGUCAUUUUUAAACCCAUCUCCUUAUAACAUUAAGUCUUUAAAUGCAGCCUCUAAUCAUCGAGUAAAAUAAGUAUCAUCAAAUGGACCUAAGAAUUUUAAUUAAUAUUUUCCAUACUCAUGUGAUGCUUUGAUUAUUUCAUCCAAAAAAAAAACUCGUUCCAUGAUCUCUGAACCUCAUGCAAUAUAUUUUGGUUAAAAAAAAAUUGUCCACAGAAUUAAUUGGCUCAGUUAUCAAAAUUAAACAAGUUUAAUAAAAUUCACUGGUUCUUAUAUAAAUAGAUCCUAUUGAAAAACAUUUAAUUCCAUGUAAGUAGCAUUUCCAUUUUAUUGACAGUUUUUAAAUUCAUUGUUUGUUUACAUACAUCCACUGAGUCCAACAGAGAGGCAGCUUUAUUGAGAUGGUGCCAUCUGCUGGAAUAACUGCUUCCUGUAAACUGGUGCUUUCAAAAUGCCAUUGGCUGCAGUGGGCCUAUCUACCUCAGAAGUGAUGUCUCUUUUAUAAGUGUUGAUUUGUAAAAGUUGAUCAAGCACAACCACCAGCAAGUGUGUCUUCCUUCUCUCCUUUAACCCAUCUAUACCAAUGUCACCCCUUGUAUUUCCAGUAUCCUGAAAAUUGUGACAUUGAAUUGUGUAAAUACCCAAUACAACAUCCUCCUUAACUUUUUGCAAUAAUGUUGAAAUGAGGUUUAUGUUUAAAAAAAUCUUCAGAAAUGAUAAACUAUAUUUAUACUUUGAGUGUUCAUUUCGGUGGAUUCACAAAGCAGAUGUCAAAUUUAUACAAUUGGUACAAUGUGAACUAGAGACUCAGUUUAUUAUUCACUCUUGUCUGAAUAAAUAAAAGAUUAUUAAAUUCUCUGGGUAUAUUUAAAGUAUAGAAUCUUAAUUUCAUGAAUAUUUUAAAUAUGAUAUCUUUCCUUUAAAAUCAUAAACCAUUUUAUGUCUUGUUCUUGUCACAUUCUCAAUUUUUUCCAUUACAAGUUUACUUUCUACCUUUGGCAAAAUAAAAUGCCACGUUUUCCUGUACUUGUUUAUUUUCCCUUGCUGGUUUCAAGGGAGAAAGAUUGUCUUUUGGUUCUGUGUGCAGUAUUGAACUUUAUUUGCUUUUCCACUUUUUUCAAUUAAAGUGAUUGACUUCA
This is a messenger RNA of Hypanus sabinus (Atlantic stingray), 9164 nucleotides long. It is a transcript of the gene aard, whose product is annotated as ankyrin repeat domain-containing protein 26. Bases 464 to 7474 code for a protein of 2336 amino acids. NCBI's taxonomy places the organism in Eukaryota, Metazoa, Chordata, Chondrichthyes, Myliobatiformes, Dasyatidae. The transcript has 39 exons. Gene Ontology annotation, molecular function: protein binding. The record is from RefSeq and is a predicted model, not a curated record.